AUGCGCUCUAUCAUUGCUACCCUUUUCCUUGCCACCACGGCUCUGGCCAGUACCAGUGCUACUGAUGACUUUAUCCGCUGCGCAACUGCGGCCAUGAACAAUAUUGGCGGCUCCAAGCUCACCGACUGCACCUCUUUGAGCUCGACGGCUUGUCUUUGCGCUAACAAAGACACCUUGCUCAGCUUGUCCGACGCAACUAAGGCUGCUUGCAGCGGGUCAAGCUUUGAUGUGGCUGCUUUGGCCUCCUCUGCUUGUGGCAGCGGCACGUCUUCAACUGCCCGCCAUGCUGGCCAGCCCAUGGAGCCCGCGCGCCAGAUGAUCGAGCGCGCGUACAGUCCUUCUAUGGAAGACUCCGUUGCCACCAGCGUUGUCUGGGUCACCGAGACUCGCACCGACUGCAGCUGCAAGAGCACCAGUCUCCCCUUUGACCACGCUCACGUCUCUCAGAUCCCCGUCAACGUUCCCAUGGCGAGCAGCAUGUCGAGUGGAGUGGCUGCCUACGCGACUCCUGCUUCGUCUGCUUCAUGGUCCGCCAUGUACAGCUCUCAUAUCUCCGUUGCUACCCCCGGCCCCAGUGGUGCCAGCUCCGGCCAGUACUACCCCUUCGAGGGCGCUGCGCCCCGAGUCAACGCUCUGAAGAGCGGGCUUGCCGCAGUUGGAGUUGCCGCUGUGAUGGGCCUUGUCGCUGCUCUGUGA
Messenger RNA from Penicillium oxalicum, 696 nucleotides. RefSeq lists its product as uncharacterized. The transcript has 3 exons. The coding region runs from base 1 to 696 and encodes 231 amino acids. The record is from RefSeq and is a predicted model, not a curated record. NCBI's taxonomy places the organism in Eukaryota, Fungi, Ascomycota, Eurotiomycetes, Eurotiales, Aspergillaceae.